Messenger RNA from Pollicipes pollicipes, 1771 nucleotides. RefSeq lists its product as uncharacterized. Gene Ontology annotation, biological process: sodium ion transport. Lineage: Eukaryota; Metazoa; Arthropoda; Thecostraca; Pollicipedomorpha; Pollicipedidae. Bases 183 to 803 code for a protein of 206 amino acids. The record is from RefSeq and is a predicted model, not a curated record. The transcript has 4 exons.
CAAUCAAAAGGUUUCAUUUGCGUAAAGGCUGCAAUCCGAUUGGGUACUGCUUGACGCAUGCAUGGAAGUCGGAGCAAACAGCCGGCGAAGUAACCCUGGAACUGAAUGCUGGGCAUGGAAAGGCUUGGGUCGUGGUUAUGGACAGGCUGCUUUUUUGACGGUGUCUCACUUGUCACGCAACAAUGGAUCUACCAGAGGAGCACUUGGAUGGGCUCAAAGUUAUUGCAACAUUGUCCGACAAGCCCUUCAAAGCUAUUGUGAAGCGGGCUGUUCUGGAUGGAACAGAUCCAUCAAAGAGGGAACAUGUCUCAUCACUCCUGGUGAAGUGCCCAGACCUGGCCGCUGACCAGGUGCACCGCUGCCACGCUGCCCUGCUGGCCACCUUCGUCGAGCACGUGCGUCGUUCGCCGUCGGACUCCGACCCGGCGGGCGAGGCGCGGCUGGCUACGACGCUGGAGGAGGCCGGCUGGACGGCCGAGCGGCGGACCGCACUGCUGGAACUGGCGGCGCAGGCGCGGCCGGCGGCGCGUCAACUGUUGGCAAGGGUCGGCUAUGAGCCGCCGCGGCUGGUCGACGUCAGGUGGCGCGAGGUGGUCACGGUGCAGUCGAGCGUGGCCGGCGCGGCCGCGAACCGGCCGCACUUCGAGGUAACGUUCGUAAUGCUGCCGUCUGACGGCGCCGCUCGGGAGCUGACGCUCACCUGCUCACGCGAGCGGCUGCAAGAGACGGUGACCUCACUGCGGCAGGCGGUGCGCGCGCUGGAGACGAUCGCCGACGGCUCGGCCUCGCUUCCCGAGCCGUGACGGCUCGCCUGGCGGGUUGUGCCGGUCAGUGACGCCUCGCCUCGCCUCCCACCGUGUCGUGGCAGCGGCCCGCCCAGCAACCUGUGUGGAUGGACAUCUCCGUCCGAGCCGCGCCUCCGCCCGGAGUGUGACGUCUCACCCGCGGCGGGUUUGCCUCGCCUUGCGAAGCGGACUGAGUCCGCCUCGCGAAGCGCGCCGGGUCCGCCUGGCGAAGCGGGUGGGGUCCGUCUGGCGAAGUGAGUCAGGUUCGCAUGACGAAGCAGGUGGGGUCCGCCUGGCGAAGCGGGUCUGUCUCACCUUGCGAAGCGGGCAGGGUCCGCCUGGCGAAGCGGGCCGGGCUCGCCUCGCCUCUCGCGUCGCACUGCGUCGGGAUGUGCGUGUGUGACGGACGGAGUUCGCCCCGCAGCAGACCGCAAAAGCAGCACUGUGGGAGGAGACUACCCAACCGUGGCUGUUAUGGGCCGGGCUGGGACGCUCGGUAGUGGCUGGUGGCUGCGGGAAGCGUGUUACGCUGUGUUACGACAUGAUAUACCAGAUUAUGCAUCAGAUAGGUGUGUGACGUGUCGGUUGCAGGCAGGUGACGCGUGCGUCCAUGGGUCGUGCUGAUAUGCGUUGUCAAACGAGCGAAGCGCGAGUUAUUCCUGUCUGGCAAGCGCGAUUGUCUUGAUGCGGAAGUGAAGAAGGCACUGUUUUUGUUUGUCGUGAUGACAAUCGAGGAUUUCCAUGGACAACUGAAUUCAUUAGGCAUGAGAUAAGCAUGCGUAUUGAGCGAAAUCUGGAACAUUGCAGUAAAUUUUCCACACCCCUGUGACACUGCAAUCUGUGAUCGUUUCCAUAAUUCAGAUGGAGUGAUAAAUAUCCUCUCUAUGAUGUAACUCAGCUUUGGUGUAAUAUAGUGUGAUACUCGCAUAGCUAUCUAUGCCAUUUAUAUCAGCUGAAUAUUGCAGUACGUGGUAUAAUACAUUCAU